CAAAAACUCAAAUUCAACGACGCAGCGCGACUACCUGUGAUAAAACAUUCAAUAUUCUAAUAUCAGAUUCAUAAUACUACACAUAGUAUUACACUGCACAUAGUUAUACUAUCGUCGGAAUAGAAUAUGUCAAACACAUCAAUUCGUCCGAUACCUACGCUGAAAGGGAUUUUUUCAGUGCCGCGAGCAGGAGCUAAUCAGGGCCGCAACUUUCUUAAGGAGAAUAAAGAGAGCUUGCGCUCGCUGGAGAAAUCAACAAGUGAAAAACUAGCAGCCAAGGAACCAGUGCGUCCCAAAUGGAUGCCACCUAUGCGCCGCGCUGGCAGCGAGGUACGGGAAUCGAAAACAGGAAGACCCCCGGUGUCCAGACAAAACACCCAGGAAACCAGUCUGCAACGCAACCGUAACCACUCGCGUUCGCAUCACCAAUUGGGUGUGGCUGUUCCAGAUGCUGGCGAACGUUUUGACGGCUUGGAAUCGCGCAAUCCUAUGUGCGAUGACCCGUCGGUGGAAGCACAGAAAGAUUUUGAGCAGUCACCGGACAGAUAUUCAGAACGCUGCAGCUCUUGCGGCACCCAACGCAGCUCCACAAGCAUUGGCAUACAGACAGAAGAUAUCACAGAUGAACUCUACCUAACAAAUGCCUUAAAAAAAUGCAGUUUUGAUGGUGAUUCUAUGCUGGAUGAGCACCCCAAUAAAUAUGACAACAAUUACAGACGGUCCUCCAAUCGUUACGAUAAUAACGAAAACGAGCAUCUUCAGCCCAGUCGGUUCAACAUGAAUGAGUUGAACACAAUGAUACCCUUACCCGACGAUGAUCUGAAAACUGAAGUCGCUUCGGAUGAAGAGGCUCCGCUUAGUGCCCGCAGCCGCUUUACAGUGGCCACAAUGGCAUCAAAUGCUAGCACCACGUCCAUAACAUCGAAGCGCCGCGAGCACAAGCUGGGAUCACGCGACGAAUUGCGUCUUCCGCGCUACCUAGAGAAGGAAAAGCGCGAAAAGGCCGCAGCCAAGGAGCUUGCCGAUGCACGGGAUCCGGACUGUCCACGCGGACAUACUCUGCUCUCGGAGGAGGAUCGUGUUGGCCACUUGAACAGCGCAAAGAAGCGCUAUGAUGGUCUAAUCAGUGAGCUUAAUCACAUGCCCAUGACCGCCCAGACUCUUCGGGUGCGCAACCGCAAGGCGGAAAUCGACAAAGAGCUGGGUAUCGUAGAUGAGGAGAUACGCGUCUACUCCAAGCCCAAGGUAUACAUCAGCUCUAGCAAAUAUCAGUAACUCUGAUGGCUGUACUCGCAACAUCCCAAAGAAGUCUUUGCAUCAAAUGACUGUUAGUUCUACGAUCUCCCUAAAAACGAUCUACUAUGACCUCCGCCGUACAUGUGCCUUAAGGAGUCUUUAUGAAUGCAUGAAUCUAGUCUUGUGUUAACUAUAUUUAAGAAUAGUUUCCACGUCAUCAAUGGAGCCAGUCUUAUGAAUGCAACCAAGUGAAGACUCCAGUAAACACAACAGAAUUUCUACAUUAAACAGUAAUCUAACAAAAAACUCACCUCCAUGCUCUCAUCCAAUUGAUUGUUGUUUUUGUCAUCGGACUCGUUCGACCGCUCCUGUGAGUCCUGGCCAUUGUCUAUUCUUCGAGCCUGAUGUCGAGGUUUGGUCAUGGGAAUACGAGGGUCCUCAGAUUUUACUUUGUACUCCUUCAUCAGAUACAUGGCCGCAUCCGAGUGCGGUGGGGCCUUCAUGAAACGUGCUGUCAUAUCCGCCUGAUUGAGACCUUUAAGAGUGUUGAUGCCACCCGGAUGCUUGUGCAUGAACUCGGACAGAUCAUAGUACUCCUGACGGUAUUUCACGAUAAACUCAGCAUCCGAUCCCUUGGGCGUAUCCAUUGCGAUGAGGUUCGAUUCGGGAACUGAAAUUUAAAAAUGCGGUCAGAUAAGACUACUAUAUAACCACUACUACUACACCCAAUACUGUUACAGAUUCCUAGCUUAAUAAUUACUUUGCGUGCCAUCGUAUAGCACGUUACCAUGA
Molecule: messenger RNA, 2028 nt
Organism: Drosophila miranda
Lineage: Eukaryota; Metazoa; Arthropoda; Insecta; Diptera; Drosophilidae
Exons: 5
Coding region: 127-1275 (382 amino acids)
Cellular component (GO): cytoplasmic microtubule
Source: RefSeq, a predicted model, not a curated record